Molecule: messenger RNA, 965 nt
Organism: Leptopilina boulardi
Lineage: Eukaryota; Metazoa; Arthropoda; Insecta; Hymenoptera; Figitidae
Gene: ppl
Product: glycine cleavage system H protein, mitochondrial
Exons: 4
Coding region: 320-841 (173 amino acids)
Biological process (GO): glycine decarboxylation via glycine cleavage system; protein lipoylation
Cellular component (GO): cytoplasm; glycine cleavage complex; mitochondrion
Source: RefSeq, a predicted model, not a curated record
CGUAACAUGGAGCAGAUCUGAAAAAGAUCUUAACUUGAGUAUAAUUUAUUUGUUAUCUGGUGAAAAUAAUUCUCUUAAUGAGACGAGAAAAGCAGUGAAAAUUAACAAAAUAUAUUAGGUCAAUUAAAAACUAAAUGUGAGAUUCUGUAAUCUUUGAUUCUGAUUCCGCGUGGUUUGAAUUUGCUUCGCGGGUCAUUGCGCAUUACGCGAUCGCAUGUUGAUUGGAGAGGAGCGUUUUUGAGGUUAAGUUUUGAUUCCUCCCCGCAUGCAUUGUGAGAUAAAAAGUUGAAAAGGAUAAAAAUAGUGAAUUAACGAGAAAAUGACUGGAUUAGUGACACAGUUUGCAAGAUAUACUGUUCGAACAGCAAUUAGAACACAAAAAACAGAAAUUCGUCGAAUAGUUUCACAAAAAUCAUCAAAUUCUUUUGCACGUCACGUACAUACUUCACAGGCUCUUGAAAAAGCAGAAAGGAAAUAUACAAAUAAACAUGAGUGGGUAGAGCUUAAUGGUAAAAUAGGUGUUGUUGGAAUUUCUAAUUAUGCUCAGGAUUCUCUUGGCGAUGUUGUUUAUGCACAACUUCCAGACGUUGGUUCUUUUAUUAAAAAAGAAGACGAGUGUGGGGCACUAGAAUCUGUAAAAGCAGCAUCAGAAAUAAUAAGUCCUGUUUCUGGGAAAGUUAUCGAGAAAAAUGAAGCUGUAGAAAAUAAACCGAGUUUGAUAAAUUCUUCGUGUUACGAGGAUGGUUGGCUGUUUAAAAUUGAACUCGAUAAUCCUGAGGAAUUGCAGUCACUAAUGGAUGAAAAUUCAUACAAUGAAUUUCUUAAAUCCGAUCCACAUUAGAAAACUAUUUUUUUUUUCUCAUUAGCUAAAAGCAGCAAACUUUUACACUAAAUAAUAGUUUCCAUUUGUUACGAAAAUUGUGUGAAAAAAUAUCUUUUAAUAAAUUAUUCAAAUAAUUUUAAAA